Messenger RNA from Hemiscyllium ocellatum (epaulette shark), 1148 nucleotides. RefSeq names its product chromosome 6 C2orf49 homolog (gene tslig2). Gene Ontology annotation, cellular component: tRNA-splicing ligase complex. Lineage: Eukaryota; Metazoa; Chordata; Chondrichthyes; Orectolobiformes; Hemiscylliidae. Gene Ontology annotation, biological process: embryonic morphogenesis. The coding region runs from base 223 to 888 and encodes 221 amino acids. The transcript is spliced from 3 exons. The record is from RefSeq and is a predicted model, not a curated record.
UUUGGGAGCAUUCCUACUUAUUCCACGAGUUAUCAAACUGUGGCGUCAUUGUUUAGAGUCCCGCUCGGCGGUGUCCUCUUCCCCAACAUCCUCAAAAGAAAGGGGCAAAGCGCGCCAGCGCAGUAAUCUAUACCAGGCUGCUCCACUCCCUGAAUGUGAUGUCGGGACACUGAUUGGUGGAGCGAAGGUCACGUGGUGCUGGCAGUCUGCGAGGUUCUGAAGAUGGCGGUUACGGCGUUUGGAAUGAGGGAGUUGGAUUCGCAUUUGCUGUUGCAUCCGGAGCUUCUGUCUGGGGAUUUUCUCCUGCAGCUCCUGGAGCAGAGAAAAAUACCUACCGAGAACCUGCAUGAAGCUCAGAAGGAUCAGAUUGUUGAAGUGUACAUUCAGCAUGUCAUUCCACUGCCGCAGAGAGAGCUGCCCAAGAGUAGAUGGGGGCGAAUGAUGGCUGAGAAAAGAGGUCAACAAUCCAUGUGUACUCCACAGAUUAAAAGACCAACAAUGGAGGGCUCGAGGAAAAGACCACUUAUUGUGUUUGAUGGCAGCUCUACAAGCACGAAAAUAAAGCUCAAAAAAACCGAAAAUACUACGGCAGAUCAGCUAAAGCAGUUGCCGACAGGAAAUAUGGGUACCGCCCACAUGAAUAUACUGUCUGUCCAGCCAAGUGGCACAAAUAUUCUGACCGAUAAUAAUGUGGUCAAAAGUCCAGUUCAAGGUGUUGUACCUAGCAAUGAUAUGGUUACCAUGAAACAUGGAGGUGUUAUGCCUUUGAAAACCUCUCCAUUGCCUUACCCAACAUCUGGAGGCACCAAUCCCAUAAAACUAAAGCGAGCACUUGCAAAAGAUGGAGAGGGAGAUGCACCAGUAAGUUUUAAAAUUUACCGUUUUUAGCCAGACCUGACAGGACAUGAAGAAUGUUUUUUGUUUUUGUUCUUGCCUGCUUGUGUAAUUGAGAUGUAGUAGUUGUAAUGUAACUUCUUAUGGAAUUUUCUGAAGUAACCCUAAACUAUAUCAGUGAAAGAACAGAUUCUGCUGUAGAAUGGCAUUAGAACAGAUUUUAUUAUAUUGAUUGGAAAUGAUUUCAUAAAUAGUGUUGUGUAAUGGAUUAAGUUAGUACAUUUGUCCAAUAAACAUUCUCAUGUCUGAGCUUA